Molecule: messenger RNA, 309 nt
Organism: Aphidius gifuensis
Lineage: Eukaryota; Metazoa; Arthropoda; Insecta; Hymenoptera; Braconidae
Exons: 1
Source: RefSeq, a predicted model, not a curated record
GACGAUAGGUCCCAACGUACGGGACCUUAUCGUAGUUUAUCUGAACGUGGUUAUUCAUCAUCAUAUUCAUCAUCACAAUAUGGAUCAUAUUCUGGUUAUAGUAAUAUUAUUAAUUCUGAUCGUUCUGAUUAUUACUAUCAUUUAUCACCAAGUAAUAAUUAUUAUCAACAAGGUGGUUUUUAUUCACCACAAACAUCAACUGGACCACGUUUUCCAGGUGUACAAAGAUAUGGUAGUCUUGCUGAAGAAUCAUGGACAUCAUCAGCAACAAAAGAUGAUACAAAUUCAUCAAGAACAUAUCUUGCUUAA